Messenger RNA from Pogoniulus pusillus (Red-fronted tinkerbird), 1989 nucleotides. Its product is annotated as cathepsin E-like. Gene Ontology annotation, molecular function: aspartic-type endopeptidase activity. The transcript has 9 exons. The record is from RefSeq and is a predicted model, not a curated record. Lineage: Eukaryota; Metazoa; Chordata; Aves; Piciformes; Lybiidae. Bases 1 to 1218 code for a protein of 405 amino acids. Gene Ontology annotation, biological process: proteolysis.
AUGAGGGUGAUUGUGUUGGCUGUGGUUUGCAUCCCCUUCGCCGUGGCUUUGGAACGAGUCCCCCUCGUUCGAUUCAAAUCGAUCAAGAAGCAGCUGAAGGAGAAUGGGGAACUGGAGGAGUUUUGGAGGAACCACCACCCUGACAUUUUUGCUCGAAGGUACCUGCAUUGCUUCCCUGCAGAUGUGGCUUUAGCUGCAGGAGCUGCCUCAGAAAAGCUGUAUGAUUACAUGAAUGCGCAGUACUACGGCGUGGUGAGCGUCGGCACUCCGCCCCAGAGCUUCACCGUCGUGUUCGACACCGGAUCCUCCAACUUUUGGGUCCCUUCUGCCUAUUGCAUCAGCGAAGCCUGCAGGAUGCACCAGAAGUUUAAAUCCUUCCUGUCGGACUCGUACGAGCACGGAGGGGAAGCCUUCUCCUUGCAGUAUGGCACAGGACAACUUCUGGGUGUUGCUGGCAAAGACACGCUGCAGAUAAGCAACAUUUCCAUCAAGGGACAGGACUUUGGCGAGUCAGUGUUUGAGCCAGGACUGACCUUCACCCUCGCCCACUUUGAUGGCAUCCUGGGCUUGGCCUACCCCUCCUUAGCAGUGGGCAAUGCUCUGCCUGUGUUUGACAGAAUCAUGGUCCAGCAGCUGAUAGAGGAGCCCAUCUUCUCUUUCUACUUGAGAAGAGGAGACGACAACGAGAACGGCGGCGAGUUACUCCUGGGAGGCAUAGACCAUUCCCUCUACAAAGGGUCAAUCCACUGGGUCCCAGUCACUGAGAAGAGCUACUGGCAAAUCCACUUGAACAACAUAAAGAUCCAGGGCCGGGUGGCACUUUGCUCCCACGGCUGCGAGGCCAUCGUUGACUCCGGCACUUCUCUCAUCACUGGCCCCUCCUCGCAAGUCAAACGGCUGCAGGAGUACAUUGGGGCAAGUCCCUCACACAUCGGAGAGUUUCUUGUAGACUGCAGGAGGCUGUCCAGCCUGCCCCACAUAAGCUUCACCAUCGGCCACCACGAGUACAAGCUGACAGCAGAGCAAUACAUCAUCAAGGAGUCUAUCGAGGACCAAACCUUCUGCCUGAGUGGCUUUCAGUCUCUCGACAUCCCCACUCGCUCCGGCCCGCUCUGGAUCCUAGGAGACGUCUUCAUGUCUGCCUUUUACUGCAUCUUUGACCGUGGCAAUGACAGAGUGGGAUUUGCAAAAGCUGCUCACAGGGAGGAUCACGACUGAGGCCCCAUGGAAUUUUUGCCUGCCUUUGCCUGAAUGUUCAUGUAAUGAUCCUCAACACGUGUGUCAGAAGAGCUCUAAGCAGUGCGCGGCACCGCAGUGCAGUUGUGCUGUCUUGUGUUGGCUUUCAGUGGCUUUGGGGUGAUCCUUAGCCCAGAUUCUAUGCUUGGGUUCAAUGGCUCUUUGUUUACAGCUGAGAAACAGGUUUCUCUGAGCAACUGAGGGGUGCCAGAGCUGUCAGAUCUGCAGAAGAGCAGGGGAAACAGCAAUGUUGAAUAGUGCCAGGCUGCCAGGACAGCAGUUACGAGUGGGGGGCACCAAUCCCCACCCCAUCUGCUCCAUGGGUUCUUUUCUUCUUGCAUGCUGGUUUCCACCUCGUUUCCUGCUGACUCCCACCAGGGUAGGGGUUCUGUCCAACACUGUUUCCUUAGUGCAGCAUAAGUUCCCUUGCCUCAGUCACUUCAUCUCAAGAAGAACCCAACCAGUGCCUGUGUGACUGUGAAAAGAAGAACCCAACCAGUGUCUGUGUGACUGUGAAAAGAAGAACCCAAGCAGUGUCUGUGUGACUGUGAAGAGAAGAACCCAACCAGUGUCUGUGUGACUGUGAAAAGAAGAACCCAACCAGUGUCUGUGUGACUGUGAAGAGAAGAACCCAAGCAGUGUCUGUGUGACUGUGAAGAGAAGAACCCAACCAGUGUCUGUGUGACUGUGAUGCUUUCCACUGCUCUUCCUUGCACACAAUUCCCUUCCUUUCUCCAUCUUUCAAACCUGCUU